AUGAACGCGAAGCUCACGGCAUUUAUACAAUCUGGCCAGCCCUUCCAAGAGGCACAGUUUGAUCUCUUCGACUGGUACCCCAAGUACCGAUCCUGUCUUGACUUCUUCCUCGAACGCGGCCAGCACACAACCGCCGUUCAGGCCGUUGCCGCCAUCAUCAACAUCAGGCUCCCCUUCCAGCACGCCCCAGGCUUGCCGCGGCAUUCCGCAACCUCGGGCUCGACUGCACCCACGGGCCCGCCAUUCCCAGGCAACGCCGACGCCUCGAUAUCCCUUGUCCCCUACGUCCGUCGCCUCGUUGCGACCGGGUUCGACACCAUCGCCAUCCUCCACGGCUUCUUCGGCGACGGCUGGGACGCCGGUGUCGGCCCUAUUCACGACAACGAGCGGAGGAACUACCUUUUCGCGGCCAAGAGCGAGACCUGGCUGCGAGUCAAGGCCAGCUACGACCUGGAGGACGGCCAGAUGGUGCCCUUUUUGCGCCCGCUGCAGGCCGUCACCGAGAAGGAGAUUCAGGCCGCGGAGGCGAGCUGGAGUGAAUGGCUGGCCAUGCAGGACUGGAUGCUGGGACCUCGUGCACCGUCUGACGGCCAUUCUCAGAUGCCGCAGGGCCAUUGA
This is a messenger RNA of Trichoderma reesei QM6a, 618 nucleotides long. RefSeq lists its product as uncharacterized. The transcript has a single exon. NCBI's taxonomy places the organism in Eukaryota, Fungi, Ascomycota, Sordariomycetes, Hypocreales, Hypocreaceae. The record is from RefSeq and is a predicted model, not a curated record. The coding region runs from base 1 to 618 and encodes 205 amino acids.